Trichomonas vaginalis G3 is the source of this 2436-nucleotide messenger RNA. RefSeq lists its product as uncharacterized. The transcript has a single exon. Gene Ontology annotation, molecular function: protein binding. The coding region runs from base 1 to 2436 and encodes 811 amino acids. NCBI's taxonomy places the organism in Eukaryota, Parabasalia, Trichomonadida, Trichomonadidae. The record is from RefSeq and is a predicted model, not a curated record.
AUGGGGAAUGAAGAGUCAAAGAUUUCUUUUCCAACACAAGAAGUAAUUGUCCUUGUUGGUAAGAAUAUUACAACAAUACCACCUCAUAUACCCCCAACUCCGAUGCUUGCUUAUCUAAAUCUUUCAAAUAAUAAUAUUCAAAAUUUACCUCCAGAUCUAAAAUCUCUUAAAAACCUUAUACUAGCUCGUAAUGGAUAUGAUUCGAUUCCACAAGCUGUCCAAACAUCAUUAUUUACAUAUUCAUCACUUGAAGCACUUGAUCUAUCAAACAACAACUUGACAUCACUAGGAAAUAUACUCUCUAACUUACCUUCAUUACGAAGGAUAAAUCUUUUUGGUAAUAAGUUCGAAACAAUUCCUCAACUUGCAAAUACAAGUUUGCAAGUUAUUGAUUUAGCAAAUAACAACUUAAAACAUUUCCCUAGUCUUCCAGAAACAAUAGUUGCUCUCAAUGUUGAAAAAAAUCAAAUCUCAGAAAUAGAAUUAGAUAAUUCUUCGUUCAAAAUCAACAACUUAGCAAAAUUAUGUGCUGCAUCAAACAGAAUUAUAAAGUUUACAUGCUUAGGAGUCCUCAAAAUCGUCACACUUGAUAUUUCUAGAAAUAAAAUUUCAAAAUUACCAGAUUUUAACAGAUGUUUUGACAAACUACAACAAAUUAACAUAUCAUCGAACUUAGUACCAUCUAUUCCCCAAUUCCCACCCCAAAUUACGGAAUUUUUUGCAUCAAAUAAUAAAAUUGCAUCAAUUCCUGAAUCUUUUUCGCAAUACACCUUCCUAACAACAGCUGAUUUAUAUCACAACAUGAUUAAGUCCAUAAAAGUACAGCUACCAGGCUCAUUACAGUCAUUAAUUCUUGCGGACAAUCAAAUCAAAGAUUCUGUUCCUUCUACAAUCAACGGACUGAAUAGGAUGUUUAUGAUGAAUAAUCAGUUGAAAGAGAUCCCAGUUAUACAAGGAAACUCACUCUGCGAGUAUUAUCUCUCAAGAAAUCUGAUUGAAAAAAUUGAAAUUUCAAAUUUCUCCAAAAAUGUGACAAGAGUUGAUUUAUCACAUUGUAACUUAUCUGUACUACCUCCUGAUCUGUUUACAAUCCCUACUUUGACACAUUUAUUCCUUGGAUAUAAUAAAAUUAAAGAAUUGCCGCAAACUUUGAAGAAUUCGACAUCGAUAAUAUUACUGCAGCUCAGUGGAAACAAGAAUAUCAAUGUAGAUGUUGAUUAUCCUGAAACUCUUGAACAAUUAUUUAUUUCUAACUGUAAUUUGAAAUCUUUACCUACUUCUUUAGAAAAAUUGGUUGAUUUUAUAGAGUUGGAUGCAUCAUGUAAUGAAUUAAGAGAGUUUUCUUUGAAACUUCCCGAAAUUAAGAAAUUAAUUUUAUCUUGCAACAAAAUUAAGAAAUUCCCAGAGAAUAUUGAAUCUGUGGAACUCCUUGAUUUGUCUGUUAACAGAAUAGCUGAUAUUCCUGAGAAAUUAUCUUUAAUUCGCUUGAAAGAAUUAGAUAUCAGCUAUAACAGCAUCAAAACAAUUCCCGCUGAGCUGGCUUUGAACAGACUUAAUAUUCUCAAGGUGCAGAAGAACCCUAUAUCCCAACAAAUUGGAUAUACAAACUUUCCAAAAUUAUCUUACAUUGAUUUGUCCUCAAUUCCAGCGGAAGUUGCAGAACCAAGUCCAGAAGUUAUUAUGUAUUCAUCAGCUCCUGGAUUUUGCAACAGUUUGACACAUAAUUUUGUUAUAUCAGAUAAAUCUUGCGCUUACAGCCUCUGGAAAGGUCUUCGCGAGAUCAUGGAAGAUGGAAUAAUAUUUAGAUGCGAUAAGACACAGCGAUUGUUCUCAAUAAUUGACGGAAGAGGCGGAGCAAUGAGUUGUCAGUACAUUUCGUCCAAAAUUCCGAAAUUAUCUCGCGAUCGCUCAGAUAUAUUAGAUGAAGAAUCAUUGAAACAAAUACACGAAAAAAUAUGCCAAAGCUGCAAGAAGAAACAAAUUUUGACAGUUCCUGAUUUUUCAAUAGUUUACAUCAACAACAAUGAAAUUUUCAUGUUGUUGACUGGCCAUGUAGACAUUGUUAUUAUCAAUGACGAGAAGUGCGAAUUGCUUCAGUCAUUUACUACUAAAGAUAAGCCGAGAGACCUUCUCUCAUUGAAUAGAACGCACGGACCAGUUCCGACUUCUUACACUGAAGGAGAUUCUUUAGUUUACAACACAGUGAUUCCCCCUUCAAUUGUUAAGAGGCCUAUUAACGAGAAGGACAAAUGGCUUUUGAUAUUGAGUGUCAGCGUUCUCGAUGUGAUGAGAUUUAAUGAAGUUUGCUCGAUUGCAAAGAAUUUGAAAAAUGCGGAUGAAAUUGCAGUUUCGAUUCGAAACGCAACAUACUCUGGUAUGAGUACUGAUAAUAUAUCAGUGAUAUGUAUCAAAUUACAGGAAUCACAAAAACAAUAA